Cataglyphis hispanica is the source of this 2700-nucleotide messenger RNA. RefSeq lists its product as uncharacterized. Lineage: Eukaryota; Metazoa; Arthropoda; Insecta; Hymenoptera; Formicidae. The transcript has 7 exons. The coding region runs from base 537 to 1766 and encodes 409 amino acids. The record is from RefSeq and is a predicted model, not a curated record.
GACUCAUAGGCACGGAGCGUCCUACGUGAGGCCGCAGUCGGGCGCAAACCCCGAAACAAUCUUACAUCUCGCGAGUUUCCUUCAUCAUCACAUCUAUCGCAGCCUCUGCGCAGAAACUCACGGUAGUAGUAGCCAGGCACAACCCACCUCGAAAUAACGAGGGACGCGGAAGAGGGUGAACACACGGGUGCUCAUCGAGACACUAGAACUGUCAUCGCGAUCUUGGGUAUCGGUUCGUUCCAGAAUAUCCCGCGCAUUCGAUUGUUGUAGUGCGAACAAGCUGCAGAAUUUCUCAAGAGGCAAUCGAUCGAAAGACAGCAGGGAUCGCGGUCGAGGUCGUUACCGAGGUCGCAGUCGAGGCGAAGCGAGGACGAAAGUCAAGGUCGAGGGUCAGUCUGUCUACUUACGCGCUGCUCGAGAUUCUAAGUGAUAUUAGGAAAUCUCGGUAGCUCUUACGAUAAGAGAAAUUAUUUUCCGAGGGAAAACGAAAAUACGUUAGCGAAAGCAAUUUAUUCCAGUAAUAUCGAGAAUCAAGAAUGCGGGCCGCCAUUCAAUGUUGCGUUUUCUUCGCACUGCUAAUGAUAGCGUCGGCCGUGCCGGCAUCGCCAUCGAAGGGUGGUCGUCCCGAUGAUCCGGUUAAAGGAAAAAAAACCACGCCGAUCACACCUAUUAAGAAUGCUUCGGCGAUCACGGCCACGACGGCAGUCUCGAGACCGAUUACAGGCAACGCCACGCUACCGUACACUAUAAGGAACGCGACGUUACAUUCAUCGUCGCCUUCUUCGACAACGGCAACGGCGACAGCCACAUCCGCCACGACGAUGCUUAAACUGCCGACGAUUUCACCAGCGGCAAUCGCAACGACAUCGACAACGAUGACGACAAGCUCGUCGAUGUCGUCCACGGCGAGCCUCGCGACCAUCUCCGGUGACCCGCAGAAUCCAAGCUCGAGUCCCGCCUUCACCGAAACAUCGCCGAGAAUAAUCUCGCCUACUCAGCACACCGCGGCCACGGUGUUGUCGUUGAGAAAAUCAGCAGUCUCCGCUGUCGCCGAUGUCACGACUACCGUGCCUCUAACAUCGGCCAAGGAAACGCGAGAGUCAGCCGGCAAGAUUAGACCGCAAAUCAAGCUGACGACAAAUUACACGAGCGAGACAGGGGUACGACUACCGGAAGGAGCGAGCGCGGCGCUCGCAAAACCGACCAAGUAUCACUACUAUCCGCACAAUCAGCAUAUCUACCUAUUGCCGGAAUGCGCGGUCCAGCAAGUGUGCAACGCCGUUUACGUUAGAUUAAACUUUACGCAACCGCUGUGCGCCUGUCCCGGAAGAUACCGUGAUCCAUGCAGCGCGUCCUUGGACAGCGACGACUUGCACACGACCGAGCUGGUGACUGAUCCACGAACCAAGGCCUUGACCUUAGUAAAAACAUGCGAGCCGGUUGCCGAGAUGCGAGAGUGCAGAGCGUCGAGAGACUGGUCUCUAUUGGCGCUGCAGAAUGUGCGUACGGGAAAAUCCCAUUAUCUCGUGAUAUGCCGAUGUCCCGAUACAAACAUUCUCGAAGGACCUAUGAGUCACGAUCAACCGACUUAUGCUAGCGUUCCGGGCAUUCGAGUAUAUGGGAUGAUGUGCGUGCAGGGGAACAGAAGAGGACGACCAUUACGAUAUUCGCGCAGCAUUUCAAGUUACGUAGAGAACGAAGAGAAACCACGUUUCCCUUGGCAUAAAGUGCGACAGCUGUUGACAACACCGUCUCUGUGGGAAUAGCAAACGCCACGCAACGUUCUGCCCCAUAUUCUGCCAUCGACGAAUUUACACAGUUAAUUAAUAACGCUACUAUAUUUAUAAUUCUUCGAGCCAUUCCCCGCUCGAAUUUUACGUUCCCUUUCCUCUUAGUACUCUUACGCUUUUUUAACUCCCGAACGGGCGCACCGGGAUGCAAAAAAUAAUGUAACUCAUAAUAAUUAUUUAUUAAUUCCAUUCUAUAUAUUUUAUAAUUUCUCGUUAAUUAUUCCAAUAAUUUUAUUUUUGAGUUUUUGCGCAAUAGCGAUUAUGAGGAUGAGUAAAAUAUAAUAAAAAUUAAUUUUGUAAUUAAUUUAAUUAAAAACUUUGCAAAUACGCGUAUACUAGUGCGCCCGCGCAAGGAUUAGUAGAUACGAUAGGAUGAAAUCGCCUAUGUGAUUUGCAUUAUCAUUUUCACUUAAUUAUUCAUUGUAUUUAUUACUCAUGGUUUCUACGUUCAUAAUAUGAGAGAUUUGUAAUAUGAGAGCUGUGGCGAUUAAUUAUAUACGAUACACAACUCCGAUAAACUGAUUAACGAUACGAUAAAAAAGACGAAUGGCUUUGCUUCUUGUAACAAUGUGAAGAGCUGUUUAAUGGCGCAUUAUUUAAAAAAAAAAGAUAGGAAUAUAUGGUACCUGAGUUUCUGACAUAGACAACUUAUAUGCAUUCUGUCUCUUUUUCUUUUUCUCUUAUCAAGUAAGUAUUAACAACAAUAUGUCAAAUAUUAUGUCGCCUGUUUUUCUCAUUCAAAUUCGAUUCACUAUGACAAUAAUCCGCCUCUCAUAGAUAAGAAAAAAAUAUUAAUGGGCAUAUAUUUGUAUGACAACUGUGUGUUAGUCAUGCUCUGCAUGACAAAAGAAAAUCGAAAAAAUAUGUGCUCUUGAAUGAGAUUUUACAAAUACAGUAAAACUAUAUACGA